UUUUAAAUUUACACGCGGCUAUUGCAAGAGGAGGCGAACGGACGAAGUGGUUGCUGAUCGCUUGGAAAUUCGAAGAUCGCCGCACCAGUGUGAUUACAAACUAGCUGGUGGGAGUCUUUCUCCAGAUAUUUCUAUAAUUGCAAUAAAAGAACAGUAGCUUUCCCUCAAAACACCAUGGAGAACGCCGUGCUGAGCCUCCAGAGUUUGUAUGAGAAGAUGCGGUCGCAGGUUGAACAUCUCUCUGAAGGCGUGGAACCCAGCUUCAUUCUCAUGGCUCAGAACUUUGAAGACUGCCGCCGCAAGUGGCUGAUGGCAGAGGAGAAUCUAGAAUCCUGCAAGGAGAUUCUCACCAAAGCAGAGACUGAGAAAUCUUCCUUGGAGGUCAAACUGAAGCAUGCCCGCAACCAAGUGGACGUGGAGAUUCGGCGCCGGCAGAAGGCCGAGGCUGACUGUGACAAACUGGACCGCCAGAUCCAGUUGAUAAGGGAUCUUCUAACAAGCGAGGGCUCUUCCAACAGCAUCCAGCUGAGUGCGGAGCAGCGCUCGGCUCUGGCCUUCCUCAACACGCACGGCCAGGGAGUGGCCGCUGUGAAUACCAGCCGAAGGUUGACCACCAUAGACGAAUCGGGCUCACUCGUGUCAGAUAUCAGCUAUGACAAAACUGACGACUCUCUUGACUGGGACACGUCCACUGUGAGGCCAAUGCGACUGAGGAAGCGACAAAAGAGGCGCUCAUCAAGGCAUCAUGUGGAUGGCCCUGCAGGGGUUUCCAAAAGAACUCGAUCAACAGCUGUCGUGCACGAGGGGGCCAAUGAGAGCCUGGUCACCACGACCAAAGUGACCGUCCCCGUAAACGGCGGACCUGUUGAGGCAGUUGCCACCAUCGAGACAAUUCCUUACUGGACUCGUAGCAGAAGAAACACUGCUCCCAUGGAGUGGGACUCGGAGUCCGUCACGUCCGAGGAUGUUUUCAAGCAGCCUGUCAACCCGGAGGUGGAGAAGAAAAAUGAACCCGGCACGCCGCAGAAAAGCAAAGGUGUUCGUCAGCAUGAGUUUGUCUCCAAAACGGUCAUCAAGCCAGAGUCCUGCGUGCCUUGCGGGAAAAGGAUCAAAUUUGGCAAGAUUGCCUUGAGGUGCUGCGACUGCCGCGUGGUCGCGCACCCGGAAUGUCGGGAUCGAUGCCCACUGCCGUGCAUCCCCAACAUCGGAAAUACACCUGUAAAAUUUGGGGAGGGCGUUCUUGCGGAUUACGUCCCAGACGUUUCACCAAAGAUCCCCCCUCUCGUGGUCCUCUGCAUUGGAGAAAUUGAACAGCGAGGACUGCGUGAGACUGGACUGUACCGGCUGUCCGGUGCUGAUCGCACAGUGAAGGAACUGAAAGAGAAGUUUCUACGCGGCAAAACCGUUCCUGUGCUAAGCAAGGUGGACGACAUUCACGCCAUCACCGGCCUCCUCAAGGACUUCCUUCGCAAGCUCAAGGACCCUCUCCUCACCUUUUACCUGAACCGUCAAUUCAUGGAAGCCGCCGAGGCCUCCGACGAUGACAACAGCAUUGCCUUGAUGUACCAAACUGUCAGUCUCCUGCCACAUGCUAAUAGAGACACUUUGGCAUUCUUGAUGCUCCACCUUCAGAGAGUGGCCGAGAGUUUGGACACAAAGAUGACCAUCGCUAACUUGGCGCGCGUGUUUGGUCCCACAAUCGUGGGUCAUGCUGUUCCCAACCCGGACCCCAUGACAAUCCUACAUGAUACCAAACGGCAACCAAAGGUUGUGGAACGCCUGUUGUACAUGCCAGCCAGUUACUGGGCACAGUUUGUAAAGUCCGAUAAUGAGCAGCCACGCUCUGAUCACCUGGUCAUCCAGAACUCCAACUGCUACACUCCAGAUAGAGUGACCUUGCUCGGCCCCCUGACCACUCCGGAGCAGCAGAUGAAUAAAACGCCGUCCUCCAGCUCGCUGACUCAGCGCUUCAAGUCCACGCUGACACCCAGAUUUGGGAGCAAGAGCAAGUCCGCAGCUGCACUUCCUCAAGGGAGGUUCUUUCAAUCACCACUUCUCAAGUAACCCACAUCUUUUUUUUUUUUUUUUCUUCUCUGCCCCUGCAACACUUAGUUUGUGUUUAUUGUUCCACGUCUCAAAAAGAUGGUUUACCUGUUUUCAAAAUCGCCUCUUUUUUUUUUCUCUCUUCAAAAUCAGACUGAGCGACGUUUUGUACACUUUUGAUAGAUGUGCGUGUUUUAAAUAUGGAAAGGGACUUGCAGCAACCUGCCUCAUUCUGACCACUUGGACAGUAUAGUAACUACAAGAGCUGCAUCACACAUUCUUGUCUUUACAAUAUUUAGUUUUGAUUGACACUGUUGAGUUAUUUGUCUGUUUAUUUUGGGUAUCACACUUAAGUAACAAAAUACAUUCAAAGCAGAACAUAAUCCUACUCUUUAGUAAUGUGCAAGUGUUCACCGCUGGUUUGCGAAAGUCUCUAUUUAAUCAUUUUGUUCGGUCGCUUUUCAACUCAUGUGUCACUCAGAAGUUGAAGUGUGUGUGUGCGUGCGUGUUUUUUAGGCAUUUCAUAUUCGAAGGUACACCUGCCUGUUUAGGUUAACUGCCAUUGCAUUUUGUACACUUUUAGAGAAAUGUGCUGUUUUGUGUAAUCUUUUGCUUAAAUAGUUAAAAUAUACUUUUUGGAAAAUG
Syngnathus typhle (broad-nosed pipefish) is the source of this 2688-nucleotide messenger RNA. It is a transcript of the gene racgap1, whose product is annotated as Rac GTPase activating protein 1. Bases 175 to 2064 code for a protein of 629 amino acids. Gene Ontology annotation, biological process: signal transduction. The transcript has 17 exons. Lineage: Eukaryota; Metazoa; Chordata; Actinopteri; Syngnathiformes; Syngnathidae. The record is from RefSeq and is a predicted model, not a curated record.